Melitaea cinxia (Glanville fritillary) is the source of this 3323-nucleotide messenger RNA. RefSeq names its product synaptojanin-1 (gene Synj). Lineage: Eukaryota; Metazoa; Arthropoda; Insecta; Lepidoptera; Nymphalidae. Gene Ontology annotation, biological process: phosphatidylinositol dephosphorylation; synaptic vesicle endocytosis. Bases 60 to 3323 code for a protein of 1087 amino acids. The transcript has a single exon. The record is from RefSeq and is a predicted model, not a curated record. Gene Ontology annotation, molecular function: phosphatidylinositol-4,5-bisphosphate 5-phosphatase activity.
AAAGUAAUUUAUUUAGGGGGCGGAUGUUUAUCGACUGGAACUAAAUUCAGACAGCCACAAUGGCUAUGUCUAAAGGUUUCAAAGUUCUUGAAAAAUCUUCUCCACCUAAUCCGUAUAGCAUAAUUUUGCAACAUAGAAAUAAAGACACUGCAUUGUUAUUCGAAUCUCAAGCGGUGGUUUCUUUGUCCUCUCAAGAGACUGAAACUUUACGUAAGCAAUACCACAAAAUUGCUGAUGCAUAUGGAUGCCUAGGCGUAUUACAGUUAAAUUCGGGAGAAAGUUGCCUUCUGUACCUCGUACUCGUUACGGGUUGCUGUUCUGUUGGAAAGGUAGGCGAUGUUGAAGUUUUUAAAAUAACUCAAACACAAUUCCUACCUCUUUUCUAUCAAUCGCAAAAUGAAGAUAAAGUUUCAGAAGUGAGGAAAUUACUUAAUUCAGGCACCUUUUAUUUCUCAUGGAAUUCUGGUAAAACUAGUGAAAAUUUGUUCGAUCUUACUCUCUGCGCUCAAAGAAAAAGUAAGGCAGCUAAUCCAGAUAAUAGAUUUUUUUGGAAUAGAACCUUGUUUAUCCAUCUUAUAAGGUUUGGAAUAGACUGUGACGACUGGCUAACUAGAGCAAUGUGUGGAUCGGUGGAGAUUAGAACAAUCUAUGUAGGUCAUAGACAGGCAAGAGCUGUAUUAGUGUCCAGGUUGAGUUGUGAAAGGGCAGGAACUAGAUUCAAUGUGCGAGGCUGCAAUGAUGAUGGCAAUGUAGCUAACUUUGUUGAAACUGAACAAGCUAUUUACAUAGAUGACUCAGUUGCAUCGUACGUUCAAACAAGAGGAUCAGUUCCACUAUUUUGGGAACAGCCUGGAAUUCAGGUUGGUUCUCAUAAAGUAAAAAUGUCUCGGGGUUAUCAUGCCUCGACUAGUGCAUGUGAUAGACAUUUCUCUCAAUUGAAACGUAAUUACGGGUCUGUUGUAGUUGUAAAUCUGUUAGGCUCCAGCUUAAUAGGAGGAAGUGAAGGAGAAGCAACUCUAAGCAAUGCUUUUCAGAGACACCUCAAUGAAUCCGCUCAUAAUGAUGUUGCACAAGUUAUCUUUGAUUAUCACCAGGAAGUUAGAGCAUCUUCAAUUGACUCUGCAUUAGCAAAGUUUAAAAAAGUUAUUGAAAAUUAUUAUGAUCAUAUAAGCAUUUUUAGUGCCAAAAGUAUUGAUAUUUAUAAUAUACAAAAGGGUGUCAUACGUACUAAUUGCUUAGAUUGUUUGGAUAGAACUAACGCCAUCCAAACCUUUAUUGGCUUAGAAAUGCUUGCUAUACAGCUGAUGCUAUUGCAAUGUGUUGACAAAAAACAGAAUGUUAAUAGGUUUGAGGAAGUUUUUAAACAAAUGUGGGUUAAUAAUGGCAAUGAAGUGUCAAAAAUUUAUGCCGGAACUGGUGCCAUUCAAGGUGGUUCCAAAUUAAUGGAUGGAGCUAGAUCAGCUGCUCGUACGAUACAAAAUAAUUUGCUAGAUAAUUCGAAGCAAGAAGCUAUUGAUAUACUACUGUUAGGUUCAACAUUAAAUUCUGAGCUCGCAGAUCGAACAAGAAUUUUGCUUCCAUCUAAUAUAUUACAUACAUCAACACCUGUUCUUAGAGAAAUGUGUAGGAGAGCAAAUGAAUAUACACAACCAUCAAGUAUUCGUAUAACAAUUGGAACUUACAAUGUGAAUGGAGGCAAGCAUUUUAGAAGUCUAGCAUAUAAAGAUGUUUCCUUAGCAGAUUGGCUAUUAGAUUGCCCAAAUUCAGCUUUAGUCAACACUGUGAAUUUAAAAGAUCAUCCAUCUGACAUAUUUGCAAUUGGUUUUCAAGAAAUAGUUGAUUUAAAUGCUAGCAAUAUUAUGGCAGCUAGUUCAGACAAUGCUAAGGCUUGGAGUGAAGAACUAGAUAAAGUGUUAGCGAGAGAUGCUUCUUAUACACUUUUGUCAAGUCAUCAAUUGGUUGGUGUUUGUCUUUUCAUAUUUGCCAGGAAGGAUUUAAUUCCACAUAUAAGAGAUGUAGCACUUGACUCUGUGAAGACAGGACUUGGAGGUGCUACUGGCAAUAAAGGAGCUGUGGCAAUUCGGUUGGUAAUAUAUGGAACAUCUCUUUGCUUUGUUUGUGCACAUUUUGCUGCAGGACAAUCUCAAGUUACAGAACGUAAUGCAGAUUAUACAGAAAUUACACGAAAAAUUGCUUUUCCUAUGGGGCGGUCACUAUACUCUCAUGAUUACGUCUUUUGGUGCGGAGAUUUCAACUAUCGUAUUGAUUUAGAUAAGGAUGAAACACGUUUAUUGGCUUCUCAAAAUAAUGUGCAAAGGCUUUUAGAACAAGAUCAACUGUUACGUCAAAAGUCACAAGACUUGGUCUUUAAAAAUUGUUUUGAAGGCGAAAUAACUUUCUUACCUACGUACAAAUAUGAUUUAUUUAGCGAUGAUUAUGAUACUAGUGAGAAAUGUCGAGCGCCAGCGUGGACGGAUCGUGUUUUAUGGAGAAGCCGUAAAUAUACUAUCGAUCCAGAAACAACUUCAGAAUUAGCUGCUGGAAAAUUAUUACACUAUGGGCGUGCUGAACUUAAGCAAAGUGACCAUCGCCCAGUAAUUGCUAUCCUUGAAAUAGAAGUUUUGCAAGUCAGCUAUACGAAAUGCAUGGAAGUGUUUUAUGAAGUGGUAAAAGAUUUAGGACCACCUGAUGCCAGUAUUGUUGUGCAACCAGUAGAAGAAUAUGACAAUGAAGAGUCUAUUUUUGAUGACAAUGUAAUGGCUGCUGUUUUGCAAGAAUUAGCAGUUAUUGGUGAAGUAACAUUAGUACGUUUUAUUGACGAUCUAACCUUAAGUAUAACUUUUAGAGAUGGUCAACAUGCCUUAGCUGCAGUACAAAAAGGAAAAUUUUCAGCGUGUGGUAUAGAGCUAGCAAUAUCAUUAAAGUCCCCUAAUUGGAUUGAAAUAGUAAAAUCAGAAGUAAAUUUAUGUUCUAACAACACAAUUCCAUUAUUCGGGGAAAUACCAAGCGAACGUCCUCUGCGUUCUGCUCCUCCCACCCCCCGUAGACAGCAACCGAGUAGACCUCCAGCUCCAUCGCCUACUCCUUUGAUACCUUCAAGGAAUCCAGCGGUAAGUCCAGCAAGACCACCUCCACCUCGUCCUGCGCCAAUUCAAAACGAAACUGUUGGAACUCCUCCCGCUGACAUCCUCCCCCCGCCGCAGUGUGCUCCACCACCGCCCCCAGCUAGUAGUACCCCUCCCCCGACUACUCAACCUCCUCCAGUACCUGCACGGCAAGGAGCGCCACCUCCUUUGCCAGCUCGCCCACGGCCUGUUGUAUAG